CGUCAGGAGAUUAGUGAAUCGCAGCUGGAAUGCGAGCUUGAUUCACAAAGGCAUAAGAGGGAGACAAAGCCACCGAGAAGAAGAUACGCACACCGGACUGCCACAUCCCGCACAGCCAUGAAGGGAGAGCAUUUAUUUGCCAACAUGAGAAGCGCUCCAUUCUUCCAGCGGAUUUACCUCUUAGGAGGAGAGGAGCUGGUAGUGCUACAGUCCACCAUGGGAGAGUCCUCACUGGGAGACAGUUUCCAACAAAUCACCGACUUCAACGACCUUCCCACGUCCCUCUUCGCCUGCAAUGUGGACCAAUCAGUAUUUGAAGACCAUGAGGGCAAGGAAAUGUUCGAAGCGCUCUUCCUCGCGUACGAUGAGGGUGUGACGUUCCAGCAGUUUAAGAGCUUCAGACGUGUACGAAUCAAUUUCAGUAACCCUAAAGCAGCAGCCAGCGCAAGAAUAGAGCUGCACGAGACGCCUUUCAGAGGAAAGAAACUCAAACUCUACUUUGCCCAGGUGCAGAACCCAGCAUCCGAAGGAGACAAUUUGCACCUGGCUCCUCCACAGCCUUCGAAACAGUUCCUCAUCUCUCCCCCUGGCUCACCUCCAGUCGGCUGGCAACAGAUUGAUGAGGCCACACCGGUUAUUAACUAUGACCUGCUGUAUGCAGUUGCCAAGCUUGGCCCAGGUGAGAAGUUCGAGCUCCAUGCAGGCACAGAGUCUACGCCCAGUGUGGUGGUCCACGUCUGUGACAGCGACACGGAUGAGGAGGAGGAACCAAAGAACAACCCUAAACCAAAAAUUAUCCAGACCCGACGUCCAGACCUGCCGGUCUCACACUGAACUCUACAGCUCCACACAGAGUCAGGAGGAUUUGUACCCUCCACCAUCUCCUUCACGGGACCUCUGCCACCCUUCAGAACCUUAUCAAACACAACCAGGGUCUGAGGGACUCUGAUCUGUGGUUCUCGCUCAGCACACACACAUCUAUACAAAUCCUCAAUGUGCCGUCACACAAUUUUUUGGGUUUUUAUGUUGGCAAUACUCUAUGUUAAAUAUGGCCGCUCUCUGUCCCUCUUUCCCAAUCCCACUCUGUUGUAAUACCAUCUGAUCACCACUUAGAGGCAGCAUGUACCCAUCCCUGCUCUCACACACAUCUCUGAUUGGCUCCUGGGCCGUGGCACAUCAUAGUGUCAGAUGUGCCUAUUGGCUUUUCCCUUGCACCACACAACUAUGUACCACCUAUGUACCAACAGUACAUUCUUCAUAAGGGCAUGCUAGCCACUAAAUGUGGCUAAACACCAGCGCUGCAUGUGGCAUCCUUAGAAAUAUAAAUUGCCUAACAAACUUCUGUCAGAUAACCCUAGUUUGGCAAACGACAGACUGGCGUAGCAAAAAAAGGAUUGUUCCCUUCAGGCCAGUGCAUGUUCUGAUAGCAAACUGUACAUUUUGAGUUUAAUUUCCUGCUGUGUGUAAUUGUCUGUGUCCUGCCAACAGUGUUCUUACAAAAAAAACAAACAAAAAAAAAAAACAACGAAGCUUUUCCAGACGACAAGCUGAAGCUGAUUUUGACCAUAAACCCAUGCACCUUUUAAUUUGUUGCUUCCUCAAUGUGAAUCUUUUUUGUUGUUGUUGCUGUUGUAGUGCUUAGUCCUUUAUGCCUGGAAACCGAAAAGAGAUUUUAUUUAUAGGAUUCAAUUGCAGAUUAAAUGACAUCUACGGGUAAUCAGAUGUCAUUUAAUGAAGUCUGUAAUAUGCAUGGUUACUUGUUUUCUAGAAUCUAACGUAGAUGUCCAAAUCCAUAGUUUGUGGGACUUCAUUCGCACAGGGGUGCGUUUCCCAAACAACGACAGAACUCGUGGCUGAACUAUCAUAGUACGAUGCAUCGUUUGGGAAAAGAACCAUGUAGUGACGAGUGCUUCCCAAAACCGUAGCUGCUUUGUGGCAAAUCCAUCAGUUGAAACACGUCAGUUAUGACGUAAAAUGUCCAUAAUGACGCUCUAAACAGGGUGGAGUAACUACUUUAGAGAAAAACCCCAUACUUUUUUGUGCAAAUGAUAUUGUUUUACACACACACACACACACGCAUUUAAAAAAAUCCAAUAUUAGUUUUGGUAGAAACAUGCACUCGUUUUUCAUAUUAACUGAAAUAAAUGUAAACAGCACAUAUAGGGCCAAUAUUUCCUUUACAGAUAUUGAGAAUAUUACUUAUUCUAUUCAAAAAAAUUUUUAGCUAACACUCUGAUCUCAUAUAUAAUCAUUAGGCUAAUAACUGUGAUUUACAAUAGGCCAUUAAAUAAGAAAAGGAAAAAAAAACAUUUCUUUUUUUAUCUAUCUUAAUAAUAAUAUUAUUAUUAAUUUAUUAUUAUUAUUAUUAUCAAGGAUUUUAGGUGCAUCCCAAAUUGCAUACUUAUGCACUAUUUUACGCCAUUUAGUAGUAUAAAUAGUGUAUAAGUAGUGCAUUCACACUGAAAACGCAUAUAAGUGCACUUUAAUUCUCUGGAUGAUGCACUUGUUCAACCAGUAAAAUGAAGUGUGGAAUGAUGGACACUUCAUGCACUCAACGGCCACAGCUUUCCUCAUGUAGCGGAAAGGGCGGAGCUUUCAGGCGCUCAUGUUGAAUUACUUUAUUUUGGAUUGUGAAAGCAAAAUUCUCCUACAAGAAUGAUUAUACCGCCUCUCAGUGGUGAAUGCCGUUAUACUCAUGGCUGGAAUUAUUUGGUAGUGUCGAUUUAUUUCACUAAAUUGGCAACCGUCAAACGUCAUCUGGGAAACGCUUUGAAUUUCUGCUUAGUAAAAAACCCAUUAGUGUUCCAUUUGGACAACACUACACACAUAUACUAUGCUGUUGAGUGUGUAAGUGCAUAAGUACAUAGUAGAUAAGAGCAUAGUGUAUAGUGUGCCAUUUGGGACGCAGCUUUCGUUUAUUUUUUUAAAGUCUACUUUUACAAUUUGACACAUUCAAACCACUGCAGAAAAGCUCUACCAACAGGCCCAUGUCAUAUACAGUACAGACAAGUUUCUAAAUAAAAAACCUACUUUAGAUUAAAACCCAUUAACGAAUGCUAUAUAUUUUUGUUUUCAUAAGCUUUGGAGAUGUAACAUGAAUUCCGCUUUUAAAUAAUAGGUUACCUAUAGCUUUCGUCAUGAGUCUCGGCUGCAUUCCAAAUGGCAUAAAUGUUUUCAAAAUGCACUACGAAGGGAGCGAAAUUGUCUAUAUGAAGAUCGCUAAAACUGAACAGUAAAAAUACUUUGAAAGCAAAUUACACCUAAGAGAGAUGAUGUUAAUGCUUUUUUU
Molecule: messenger RNA, 3289 nt
Organism: Danio aesculapii
Lineage: Eukaryota; Metazoa; Chordata; Actinopteri; Cypriniformes; Danionidae
Gene: rcan2
Product: regulator of calcineurin 2
Exons: 5
Coding region: 118-834 (238 amino acids)
Biological process (GO): calcium-mediated signaling
Cellular component (GO): nucleus; cytoplasm
Molecular function (GO): nucleic acid binding; calcium-dependent protein serine/threonine phosphatase regulator activity
Source: RefSeq, a predicted model, not a curated record